This is a messenger RNA of Durio zibethinus, 396 nucleotides long. NCBI's taxonomy places the organism in Eukaryota, Viridiplantae, Streptophyta, Magnoliopsida, Malvales, Malvaceae. The record is from RefSeq and is a predicted model, not a curated record.
AUGGACGAGCGCAAGCAGAAGAAGAUUCCAAAAGAAUUAAGUUUGUCUUCCUUUCUCCUCCUACAACAAUUGAAAAUGAUCCCAGUUGCUGACAGAAUGACCCGUUUGUUUAGUUUCCCAGAAAACAUGGAAAAAUUCAUUUUCCCACCAAGGACUCGGGAUAGUCAUGAGAACGAGGAAAAGGGUUCGAACACAUUGGUGACCAAAAGUAGUGGUAAGAGGAAAUGUGAGGAUGUUGAAGGGCGUAAAGACAUCAGACUUGAAAGGAAGCCACCCCAGCAGCCGAUAAAGAAGUUCUGGUUGCCUGAGAAUGCCAAUGUGUCGGCGACGGCUGUCACAGCUAAAUGUGAAAAUGGGGUUUUGACAGUGGCUGCUGAGAGCUUCCUCUGCCACUAA